AUGGCAACGAAUAGCAGUAGCAACACCGGAAAGAAGCAUCCCCGCAAUGAGGUGGAUCUUACUGGUGAGGAGGAAGAUGAGGAGGACGACAAAAAGCCCACUGCACUGCCACGAGAUACUCGUUCCAUGUCCAAUGCAAAAGCACCGGAUAGGCUCUUUCGUACAGACUCUGAGAUGGCCAUGGCUCUCUUUGAGAGCGAAGCAGAUGAACGGCCUCGCAAACGAGCAGCUCGCAUGCCAACCUCUGGACAUUGCGGCUUUACAUGCUCCAUUUGUCUGAAUGAUGAGAUUGAGAACGUGGAACAUCAGACGUAUUCGCUUGCAAGUUGCAAACAUACAUUCUGCUUUGUGUGCCUAGAGCAAUUGGUUCAGACAUCCAGCGCUGUCGGUACUGCCACUGCCCAACCAAUCCCUUGUCCAAUGACUACCGGUACAGCAAAGUGCUCGCAAUCUUUGACACUGGGAGAUAUCCAGACAAUCUUGCAGUACAGCCCCAAGAGUCUGUCACUCUACUCUGAAGCUUCCAGUAUGGCAUUCUUGGAGGAUCAAGUCGCAAAAGGCAACGCUCGUCGCUGUCCCAACAAGCAUUGUAACUUCACAUUUGAAUAUGAACCAGAAGUUCUCCCGGUCGCUGCAGCCGCCAAAAACAACGUGGCAGCCAAGAAAAGAGGUGCCACUGCAAAGAAAGGAAAGGGGUCCAAGAAAGCGGUUGACAAGAAGAAGGCCCAACCAAAGGUGUAUCCCAAUGGCUGUUACUUCAAGUGCCUAGAGUGCAACUCUAGCUAUUGCUUGGACUGUCCGGCAAAUGAAGGAAGAGUUGGUCCUCCUCACAAAGGAAAGUGCGACGAACGAGUCAAGGUGCUCAAUAUGACCGCGAAGGAGAGAAAGCAAUUGAAGGCUUGGGAAAAGAUCAACGCAGAAGCUGACGGGCGCUUUCGAGCGUUGUUGAAACGUGAGUCAAAGAGUGGGAAGACCAAAGCUUGCCCAAAGUGCUUUCGUUUGAUUACAAAGAACAAAGGAUGCGAUCAUAUGGUUUGUACUGGAUGCAAAAAGCGCUUCAACUGGUCUUCAGCUCCCCGUUUCCAGGGCUAG
This is a messenger RNA of Seminavis robusta, 1092 nucleotides long. NCBI's taxonomy places the organism in Eukaryota, Bacillariophyta, Bacillariophyceae, Naviculales, Naviculaceae. The record is from the annotation of a GenBank genome assembly.